Molecule: messenger RNA, 1740 nt
Organism: Panicum virgatum (switchgrass)
Lineage: Eukaryota; Viridiplantae; Streptophyta; Magnoliopsida; Poales; Poaceae
Product: protein ULTRAPETALA 1-like
Exons: 3
Coding region: 770-1477 (235 amino acids)
Cellular component (GO): cytosol; nucleus
Source: RefSeq, a predicted model, not a curated record
AUGUAGAUUCGUCAUUGGGCUGCAAAUUGCGGAUGGCGAGCCGUCCGCGAUCUUCCCGGACGCGAUAGCGCACCCCGCUGCAGCCCUUUUUACGGGAAAUGCGUACUGCAGGGCGGGGCUGCGGACGGGGUAGCGUCCCCGCUGCGGACAGCCUCAUCACCAGCUCCUCCAUCUCGGUCCUUCCCUCCUCUCUCCUCUCCUUCCCUCUCCUCUCUCUCUCCUUCCCUCCUCCUGCUCUCCCUCUCCAAACUCCAUCUACGUCGGCGUAGGGUGCGGGGGCUGGAGUUGGAGGAAUCAUUUGUGAAGAUUCUGUGGCGACUUCUCCAGAUCGGCAAUUUGGAGCAAAGCCCCCAAAUAGUUUGUUGCAGAAAGGAGCCGCUUUUCCGCUGGUCCAGCCUCUCUAUGAGCCUCUGCUCGUCGUUCUUGGCCUCGGAUCAUAUAUCCAUCUAGGAAAAAGAGGCCACCUUUGCAUUUAUUCCUUUGCCCCUUCGGAGAUCGCCCUCGUCAAGAUUUGGUGGGAACCCAAUUCACUGCGAUUCCCUUGUGGAAAAGCGCCGCUUUGGUUCCUGUUUCCCCACAGCUCCCAACUCUAUAUUUCUCAAUCUCUUGUUCACCUACUUGCCUAACUUUCUUUUACUUCAAUCCACCAGUUUGUGGCUUCCACGCCUCGGCAUUCGAUAGAAAUAUAUUGAUUUGACGCAAACCAGAUCAAUCUGUGGCCCUUGUUUCCGGAGGGUUGUUGUGCCUGUUCCUGUUCUUGGUCAGAGGCAUGGCGGCGGCGAACGGAGCUGCCUGCGCGGCGCUGUUCAGCGAGGAGGAGCUGCGGGAGGUGAGCGGGGUGCGCCGGGGGGAGGACUUCGUGGAGAUGACGUGCGGAUGCACCAGCCACCGCUACGGCGACGCCGUCGGCCGCCUCCGCGUCUUCGCCUCCGGCGACCUGGAGGUCAGCUGCGAGUGCACCCCCGGCUGCCGCGAAGAUAAGCUGACACCUGCUGCCUUUGAGAAGCACUCUGGAAAGGAGACAGCUGGAAAGUGGAGGAACACUAUCUGGGUCAUGGUUCAGGGAGAAAAAGUGCCACUGUCAAAGACAGCUCUGCUCAAAUACUACUACUCGUCACACAAAUCCGGCAAUGGUUCUCACAAAGGUCGUAAUGGACGUCCAUCUCACCGCGAUGAGUUCAUCCGCUGCACAAGAUGUGGCAAGGAUAGAAGAUUUCGGCUCCGUUCAAAAGAAGAGUGCCGGGUUUACCAUGAUGCUCUUGCCAAAAUUAACUGGACAUGUGCACAUUUGACAACUGAUAGGGUCACCUGCGACGACGAGGAGGAGCGAGCUAGCCGCAAGGUCCUGCGUGGCUGCUCCCGCGCCACGUCCUGCGCCGGCUGCAUGAAGUGCGUCUGCUUCGGGUGUGAGACCUGCCGCUUCAAGGACUGCGACUGCCAGACCUGCGUCGACUUCUACCGCAACUCAAAGGAAUAACAAGCGAGGACCUAACACCAUUCGUUCCAUUGGCCAAGACACCACAAAAUGGCCUCGGCCAGGGUAAAGUAAACCUGAGGCUUAGCUGGUUGAUGCCCUCAACAACCAAACAUCUUGGGACAGGGCAGGCCGUUAUUCUGAACAAUUCCGUUCUCUCAUUUUCCAUGGCUGGCAUUCUGGAGUAGCGAAGGGUGCCAGCCAAUUUUGCUUCAUAGUACAAUUUACCAACAGUUCUCCGCUUUCCUCGCAUCGUUUUAAGAUCC